CCACCCCUUCCCAUGUAAAGAUCACCGUUCAUCGCUUUCCAGCUAGCGGAUCCCUGCUUCUCCCCGGGUCUGGACAAGCCCUUUCCAAAAGUUCCUCCCCACCGCUUUCCAUGUUGCCCACGGCUCCUCACUUCCCUCCGAUGAGAAAACCUUGCCCAUCCUGCGAGGCACCAUCGGCCGGAUCUCAGCUGCCCUCCUCCUGAAGACCUUGCUUCCUCGGAGCUGAAGAUCGAACCGCUCACUCCUCGCCCAAGAGGAGAGACAGAGAGAGAGAGUGAGAGAGAGAGAGAGAGGUCCCUUCCCUGUAGAUCCCCGAUUCUCCAGAGAAUCAGCAACGAUCUCUACCCUGGGCAGCGACAAGACAUCUGGGCACCAGCUCCCAUUCUGCCCCCCCACACGGGAGCUCUCUGACCGCCAGGCCGGCCGAGAGAAGUGUCCAGUCCCUGCCCCGAGAGAGGAGUGUCCAGUCUCUGCCCCGAGAGGAGUGUCCAGUCUCUGGCCCGAGAGGAGUGUCCAGUUUCUACCCUGAGAGAGGAGUGUCCAGUCUCUGGCCCGAGAGGAGUGUCCAGUUUCUACCCUGAGAGAGAAGUGUCCAGUCUCUGGCCCGAGAGGUGUCCAGUUUCUACCCUGAGAGAGGAGUGUCCAGUCUCUGCCCCGAGAGAGGAGUAUUCAGUCUCUGGCCCGAGAGAGGAGUGUCCAGUCUCUGCCCCGAGAGGAGUGUCCAGUUUCUGUCCUGAGAGGAGUGUCCAAUCUCUGCCCCAGGAGGAGUGUCCAGUCUCUGCCCUGAGAGGAGUGUCCAGUAUCUGGCCUGAGAGGAGUGUCCAGUUUCUACCCUGAGAGAGGAGUGUCCAGUCUCUGCCCCGAGAGAGGAGUGUCCAGUCUCUGGCCUGAGAGAGGAGUGUCCAGUCUGCCCUGAGAGGAGUGUCCAGUCUCUGGCCCGAGAGGAGUGUCUAGUCUCUGCCCCGAGAGGAGUGUCCAGUUUCUACCCUGAGAGAGGAGUGUCCAGUCUCUGCCCCGAGAAGAGUGUCCAGUCUCUGGCCUGAGAGGAGUGUCCAGUCUCUGGCCUGAGAGGAGUGUCCAGUCUCUGCCCCGAGAGGAGUGUCCGGUUUCUACCCCGAGAGGAGUGUCCAGUCUCUGCCCUGAGAGGAGUGUCCAGUCUCUGUCCCAAGAGGAGUGUCCAGUUUCUACCCUGAGAGGAGUGUCCAGUCUCUGGCCCAAGAGGAGUGUCCAGUCUCUGCCCUGAGAGGAGUGUUCAGUUGUUGUUAAUCUGAAUCCCAUUGCCUGGAUGAUGGAGCCUGUGUCCAGGGUACAACUUGCCCUAUUCCUGUUUCUCCUGUGUCCUGCUAACAUCAUCAGCCUUUGGUGGGCGGUGGGAAGUCCCUUGGUGAUGGACCCAAACAGCAUCUGUCGCAAAACCAAGCGAUUGGCAGGGAAGCAGGCUGAGCUUUGCCAAACCGAGCCAGAGAUCGUGAGUGAGGUGGCGAAAGGAGCCAGGCUGGGGGUGCGAGAGUGUCAAUUCCAAUUCCGAAGCCGCAGAUGGAACUGUACCAUCCACAAUAAAUACUUUGGGAAAAUCCUGCAGCAAGAUAUCCGGGAGACAGCCUUCGUGUAUGCCAUCACCUCGGCCGGCGUGACGCAUGCCGUGACUCAAGCGUGCAGCAUGGGCGAGCUGCUGCAGUGCGGCUGUGACAGGUCCAGGAGCCGCUCGCCCCCUCUGCCCACUGCGGGAGCCAGGGCCGAGGGCACGGCCUGGGAGUGGGGGGGGUGCGGCGAUGAUGUGGAUUUUGGCUACGAGAAGUCCAAGCAGUUCAUGGACGCGAGGCGGAAAAAGGGUAAGAGCGACAUCCGGACACUUGUGGACCUGCACAACAAUGAAGCCGGAAGGCUGGCUGUGAAAAACUACAUGAGGACCGAAUGCAAAUGUCAUGGCCUGUCAGGUUCCUGCACACUCAGAACUUGCUGGAAGAAAAUGCCCAACCUCCGUGAAGUGGGUGCCAGGCUCUUGGAUCGCUUCAACGGCGCCUUCAAGGUGAUGGGAGGCAACGACGGGAAGACCCUCAUCCCGGUGGGCCAGAACAUCAAGCCCCCCGACAGGCACGACCUGGUGUACUCCGCCAACUCUCCCGACUUCUGUCUGCCCAACCGCAAGACGGGUUCGCCCGGUACCCGGGGCAGGAGCUGCAACAGCACGGCGCUGGAUGUGAGCGGCUGUGACCUGCUCUGCUGCGGGAGGGGCUUCAGGGACCAGACGGUGGUGGUGGAGGAGAACUGCCUGUGCCGCUUCCACUGGUGCUGCGUGGUGCAGUGCAAGAAGUGCACCGUCCGCAACCAGUUGAGCCUGUGCUUGUGACCGGGCGGUGGGUGGCGAAGGGAAUCGGCGGCGAGCGCCUUGGUGGGGCCGGGGA
Molecule: messenger RNA, 2405 nt
Organism: Carcharodon carcharias (great white shark)
Lineage: Eukaryota; Metazoa; Chordata; Chondrichthyes; Lamniformes; Lamnidae
Gene: wnt6b
Product: wingless-type MMTV integration site family, member 6b
Exons: 4
Coding region: 1286-2350 (354 amino acids)
Biological process (GO): neuron differentiation; cell fate commitment; multicellular organism development
Cellular component (GO): extracellular region
Molecular function (GO): cytokine activity; frizzled binding
Source: RefSeq, a predicted model, not a curated record